CCUACAUAAUACUUGCUUUGCUUCUUGAUAUUGUUAUUAUUUUUUAAAUAGGUAAUUGUUUGGUUUACGGUUCAUAUAGAUAACGAAAUUAUUAACUGUUUAUUGUACGUUUUUCCAAAAUUUACAAUUUACGCUGUAUCGUAAAUUGUCUUAUGUUUUAAUGCUUCUUUUGAAGAGAAUGGAUACCACACCUGAAGUGUUAUCAUCAUUUUUCUGUAAUGAAGAUAAUGAUCCUAAAAGGAAGGAAAUAGCUGAUGAAUUUCUUGAACUCGUAGAUCAAUUAAAUAAUUCAUUAGAUCAUUUAUAUCUACCUGGAAAAAUUGAGUGUAUUUACAAUCCAACUAUAUAUGCUCGAUACACUUUUGAAAUGUACGUGAGAAAAUAUUGCAACACAAAAAAGCCUAUUAUGUACUUUGGAAUGAAUCCUGGACCUUGGGGCAUGUCACAAACUGGAGUCCCCUUUGGAGAAAUCAGCUCUGUUAGAGACUGGCUUGGCAUUGAGGGACCAGUUGGGAAGCCUUCAGUGGAACUUCCAAGCAGGCCUGUCUUAGGCUUCAACUGUACCAGAAACGAGGUGAGUGGGACCAGGCUUUGGGGCCUGCUGAAGCGGGUUUGUGGAAGUCCCGAUAACUUCUUCCGAACUAGUUUUAUCUACAACUAUUUGCCACAACAGUGGAUGAAAAACAAUGGGGCCAAUGUUACACCAGGCGAAUUUACUCAAGCUCAAAUGGCUCCCCUCUUCGACAUUUGUGAUCCCACAUUCAUAAAAGUUUUGCAACUGUACGAGGUGAAGCUGAUAAUUGCAAUCGGAAAGUUUUGUGAGACAAGAGCCCAAAAGGCUUUGAAAAAUUUUCUUCCCCAUAAUUCCAUACAGGUCUUGUAUCUACCACAUCCAAGCCCAAGGGCUGUAAAUAACACAGAUUGGGAUCAAAAAGCCUUUGAAAUUUUAAAGGCAUAUAACCUUCUGCAAUAUUACGCUCAUUAGGUGUUGCAGAAUAACAGUGGGACAAAAAAAAUUGUGCAAUAAACAAAAUGAUUCAUUUUAUGAGAAGAGCCCUUGAACUGGCCAAGGAAGCCAUGGCAGCUCAAGAAGUUCCUGUUGGAUGUGUGUUUACUAUCGAUGGGAGUAUUGUCGCAGAA
Molecule: messenger RNA, 1140 nt
Organism: Amyelois transitella
Lineage: Eukaryota; Metazoa; Arthropoda; Insecta; Lepidoptera; Pyralidae
Gene: Smug
Product: single-strand selective monofunctional uracil DNA glycosylase
Exons: 6
Coding region: 161-985 (274 amino acids)
Biological process (GO): base-excision repair
Molecular function (GO): single-strand selective uracil DNA N-glycosylase activity; oxidized pyrimidine nucleobase lesion DNA N-glycosylase activity
Source: RefSeq, a predicted model, not a curated record